This is a messenger RNA of Physcomitrium patens, 2584 nucleotides long. RefSeq lists its product as uncharacterized. NCBI's taxonomy places the organism in Eukaryota, Viridiplantae, Streptophyta, Bryopsida, Funariales, Funariaceae. The record is from RefSeq and is a predicted model, not a curated record.
GCCAUGGCCGGUGCUGUCACUUUCAGUGUGCUAUCUCUACAAUAGCCUGCUCACCCAUCACCGGUCUCUACAAUUAGCUCUUUGUUGCUUGUCUCCGAUCCUUUGUCAUAGUUUUGCGUCGUUGGUUCCACUAUAACCUGCGCCAUUUCAUUUCGGCCCUGUUCGAUAUAUUUUAAAAAAAUUAAGAGAGUUUUUGGCCGAGUUUUGAGUGAGUUUUGCAGUGUUUGGUGGAGUUCAGCAGUAGGAGUAUUCUUCACUUUCCGGACACUUAACCGGAGGUUUGCGUGCUGGUUCUGCAGAGCUUUACUUUCAGGGAACGUUCCUGUAAAUUUCAACUUUUUGGAACCUCCGGAAGCUCUCCAUGUCUGCAGCCAUAUCGUUCGUUUUGUACAUGCUUUGAAGCCAUCGCAGAUGCCUGCGUGCAACUGCACUGUUUGCUGAAACAUCAGGAUCUGCAGUUUCCCAGGGUGGAAGUUGUUCGCAGCAGGAGAAGCGCCAUACCCGGAAAAUGACACACACUUUGUUUCUCACAAUUGAUCAAUUGCCUGCUUGAAACCUUAAAACUAUCGCAGCCAACUGCAACUUGUCUUCAUCGAAAUUGUAGCCAACGUACAUUUUGUUGUGUAUACGCCUAUUUCUUGGGAAACAGUUUGGUCAGGACCAGGGAUCUGGAUAUUGACCCCCUUUGUAUAGAAAAAAAAAGAAGGAACAAGAGAAGAAUUCCCCUUAAUAUUUGCACAACCACCAAGACUUACACAGUACAUCGGUGUACCACGUAUAUUGUCACGCAAUUUGAUAGUUACAGAAGCUUUCAAGCUACUGUUCGAAGAGUACAGCAAGCCAAAAUUGCGACGCCAUCCUCAAGAAUGCCUGGACUCCGCUACCCUGGGCCGACUAUAACUGCACCCUGUGCGAAUUACUCCUUCCUCCAAGAUGCUCAAACAUCUAACGGCAAGGAUUUGGCAUGGGACCGGCCCGUGGGUCGCAACUUUGAACUUUUAUCAGCAGUGGAAGCUAUGCCCAACGCUCCGAAUAAGUCCAAAGCAUGCCGUACGCAUCAGUAUUACGCGGAGUGGAUGAAGGGUAUGGCACAUUCUGCUUCCAACUCCUACAGUGGCACAGGUUGCUCCAUUAAUGUUAGCCCUGGCUCACAGGGGUGCAACAGUGGUAGGGGCGACAACGGCGAAAAGGAUAGCGAUGACCUCGCGGCCAUGGUAGAUGAUUUUAUCGAGAGCUCUGGCUGUCCUAACUCUUACGAUGGGAAUGAUUCUGAGAGCGGACCUUCCAGUAUCGUUAAACUUCCCGACACCUUGCAGACAUUGACAUCUGCUCAUGGAGGGAUUGAAGCAGAACUUCUCAAUGCGGUUGUGAACAUAAUUUUGACCAGUGAUGUCGACAUGUUGAUUUGCAACUCCGAAGGAGCGGACUGCAGGGGUGGCUGCAUCAAGCGUUUGGUCGCUAGCCAGUUGCGAACUGCAGGUUAUGACGCAGCGGUGUGCAAAUCGAAGUGGGAAGGCUCUGGACGUGUACUUGGAGGUACAGUGCAAAUGGGUGCGUACGAGUACAUCUAUGUGGAAGUGAAUUACAAUCAAUCCGUGGAGCGAUUGAUUGUCGAUGUCGAUUUUCAGGACCAAUUUGUACUGGCGAGAGCUACCCCUAGCUACCUUGCUGCACUCAAGCUUUUACCAACUGUUUUCGUUGGCUCAACUAGGAGGUUAGGACAGAUUCUCCAUAUCAUGGCAGAAUAUGUCAAAAUGUCUCUCAAACAAAACUCCAUGCCUCUUCCACCGUGGCGUACCCUUGAUUUCAUGAACUCCAAGUGGCUGUCGCCCAAUGAACGUGUUGUAGAUAAGUCGUGGCCAUGUUCCCCCAGGGGUUCUUCGAGCCCACGUUUGAAAGGACGGCUUGCGUCCAUGCCUGAAACUAGGCAAUGUGAUGUUCAGUUAUUGCGCAUGAAAGAUUCUCUCAUUGCAGAGGUUCGUGGUACAUCGGUGAACAUUCCAGGGCGAGGUAGAACCCGACAAUACCCGACGUCGCGUGCGAAGCGAAGCUCGGGCAUCCUCUGAAAGCUUCAUUUGGGCUGAACUGAAUGUUGUUCGGGUUUUCGGGAUGAGAAAUGAUACAGAUUUUAGACGCGGCAACCUUGUAUCUACUGGCAGCUUGAACACUAAAGACUGCCAGUACAUCUCUGAGAAGAGGCUUAGUUGUCUAGACCUCACGGCGCUCUGAGUUCCGACUCGAUGGACUUUACUGAUAACUCAUUGAUUUUCCCGGACAUUGAGAUGUGUAAGAGUUCAGAGACCAUGGACAUUCAAAGUGAGUUUUACUGAAUUUCGAGUUACAGUUCUGCACUGCCACUUGAAAACACCGUAAGUAGAAGAAUACCAACUAGACGAACCCAGACAAGGCUUUUUGCAUAAGGAGGAAGCAGUCUGCUAAGAGCCAGCAGGAUCCCUCAGAUCCAGUGGUAAUAUCUCCAUCAUUACCGUGAAAAAUUAGAUAGAAUUUGUAGGACGAGACUCUCAAGUUCGUCUGUUUCCUCCGUUAUUAUACGGCAUUCUAAUCUGACGACCCUUUCCUUUUA